Lactuca saligna is the source of this 261-nucleotide messenger RNA. NCBI's taxonomy places the organism in Eukaryota, Viridiplantae, Streptophyta, Magnoliopsida, Asterales, Asteraceae. The record is from the annotation of a GenBank genome assembly.
AUGGUCAAUCACGGUGGUGCUGAAGUCAAUGAAGGUGAUGUAGUGAAUGAGGGUAAUCAAGCAGUCAAUAAGGGUGGAGAAGCAGUCAAUAAGGGUGGAGAAGAUGUCAACGUUAGUGAGGUGCAUGUGCAACAAGACUAUAAUAAGGUGGAACUCACUCCUUUAGAUUUUGAUGCAUCUAGAAAUGGAGAACCUGGCAAGAGAGUUGGUGGUGAAGAUGCACCGGGGAAUUCAAUAGCUAAAGCUCUUACUCUAGAUUAA